ACCACGAAACUAAACCCCAGAUUUUAUUAGCGAACUCUUAAUUUGUGUAGGGAGGAGAGGCAUUUAAUAAUGUCGACCAACUAUGGUUACCUCUACAAUAUUGCGGGAUGGGGCGACCCUUACUUCGCCGUUAACUCUAGCGGCAACGUCUCCGUUAAGAUUCACGGCGUCGAGACCAACCCCACGCAGGAGAUUGACCUCCUCGCCGCGGUGAAGAAAGCGAUAACUACGAAGAAUCUCCAGUUCCCGCUAAUACUCCGCUUCCCCGACGUGCUCAAGCACCGUUUGGACGCGCUCAAUGUUGCGUUUGCGAAUGCCAUUAAGUAUACGGGCUACACCUCCCACUAUCAAGGGGUGUUCCCCGUGAAGGUGAAUCAGAACAAGCACGUGGUGGACGACCUGGUCAAAUUUGGGAAGCACUACAGCUUCGGGCUGGAGGCCGGGUCGAAGCCGGAGCUCCUCCUCGCCAUGCACAGCCUUAUCAACGGAAGCCCGAAGGCAUACCUGGUGUGCAACGGCUACAAGGACAUGGACUACGUCUCCCUCGCCCUCGUGGCGCGCUCUAUCAAUUUCAACACAAUCAUCGUGCUCGAGUUGGAGGACGAGGUCGACACGGUGGUGAGGGCGAGCCAAGCGCUCGGCGUGCGCCCCGUGCUCGGUAUCCGUGCGAGGCUGCUCACCACCAACCCGGGCCACUUCGGGUCCACCUCGGGCAAGCACGGCAAAUUCGGGCUCUUGGAGGCGCAAAUCUAUGCCGUUGCAGAGAAGCUAAAAGAACUCAACAUGCUUGACUGCCUCAAGCUACUGCACUUCCACAUCGGGUCGCAAAUCCCGACCACAUCCAUCAUCAGCAGUGCAGUGCGCGAGGCUACCGGGUACUACUGCAACCUGGUGAAUAUAGGGGCACCAAUGGGCACCCUCGACAUCGGCGGGGGGCUCGGGAUCGACUACGACGGGACGCGGUCGGGGUCCUCGGACAUGUCGGUGGCGUACGGCUUUGAAGAGUAUGCAUCUGCUGUGGUGCAGGCGGCAAGGCUCGUGAGCGACCAGAAUGGUGUGGCGCAUCCGGUGCUGUGCAGCGAGAGCGGCCGCGCCCUCGUGUCCCACCACUCGAUCCUGAUAUACGAUGCACUGUCGGCCGUGGAGGAACCCAGCGACUCGGUCACAUCCGCCGAAUUAAUCAGCCGCCUCGACGAGCUGGUCGGAAACCCGACGACGCUUCAUGCUAACCUCAAAUCUGCCAUCCAAUCACAGGACGGCAGCAACAACACUUCCUUAACACACGCAGACCAGCUCAAGAAGCACGGGGUCGAGAUCUUCAAGCUCAGCAGGCGUCUGGCGAAGCAGCUGGAGGCGGCCGAGGAGACGACCUACGCGUACCACAUGAACCUGUCGGUCUUCUCGCUCACGCCGGACUUCUGGGGGAUCAAGCAACUGUUCCCGAUCCUGCCGAUACACCAGCUGAAUGAGAAGCCGACGCAGAAGGGCAGGCUCAUCGACCUCACGUGCGACAGCGACGGGAAGGUCGACCAGUUCAUCGGCGGGGCCCAGACUCUCCCCCUCCACGCCUUAGAACAAAGCGGCAGCAGCGGGUACUAUAUCGGUACGUUCCUGGCGGGAGCGUACCAGGAGUCACUGGGGAGCAGGCACAAUUUGUUCGGUGGGCCGAAUUUGGUUCGGGUGGAGAGUACCUAUAGUUUGGGAGGCACCUUUCGUGUGGUGGUGGUGGGGGCCGGGCCCAAUGCAGCGGAUCAGCUGAAAGUGAUGCACCACGACCCCGUUGAGAUGUUGCACGCGAUCGCCGAGCGGGCGAAAGAGGCCGGGCACUGGACCCCAACGGCGCUGCAGCUCCUGAAAAGGGUGUUCUACACCAUGCCUUACCUCUUCGGUGAAGCUUAGCCGCGUUGGUCGAUCGACGUUAUGCAUUGAUCUACAGUGCAUAUAUAUAUAACUCAUGUUAGUAUGUUACGUACCUGGUCUUUAGCGUGCUAAAAUAAAGUGGCCUUGUUAUA
This is a messenger RNA of Ananas comosus (pineapple), 2012 nucleotides long. Its product is annotated as arginine decarboxylase 2-like. The record is from RefSeq and is a predicted model, not a curated record. Lineage: Eukaryota; Viridiplantae; Streptophyta; Magnoliopsida; Poales; Bromeliaceae. Gene Ontology annotation, biological process: spermidine biosynthetic process; L-arginine catabolic process. The coding region runs from base 70 to 1899 and encodes 609 amino acids. Gene Ontology annotation, molecular function: arginine decarboxylase activity. The transcript is spliced from 3 exons.